Molecule: messenger RNA, 14238 nt
Organism: Drosophila arizonae
Lineage: Eukaryota; Metazoa; Arthropoda; Insecta; Diptera; Drosophilidae
Gene: Dhc1
Product: dynein axonemal heavy chain 1
Biological process (GO): microtubule-based movement
Cellular component (GO): axonemal dynein complex
Molecular function (GO): ATP binding; dynein light intermediate chain binding; ATP hydrolysis activity
Source: RefSeq, a predicted model, not a curated record
UUUACAUUGUGAUUUAUAUUCUGUGAAAUUAUUGACAGCAUGUUUGUGCAAAAGAAAAAAUUAGUGGAACAUGUUUUGGCAAUGCGUGCGAAUGCAGGCAGUGCCAGUGAGGACGAAGAAGAGGAGGAGGACGAAGGAGACAUUUUACAGCGUCGGCGCGAAGAAUGCGAACGCAAAGCUCGCCGCGGGGAAAUGGAUCCCCGGUUGGAGUUCACCUUCCAACUGCUGAUCGAUGCGACGCAGCUGCCGCGGCAUCAGCUCAUGGAUUAUAUAUUCGAAGGGGAUAUGCUCGAUGAGAUCAAUCAGCUCUUUUUGCCGAAUAUGAAGAACAAGUUACUCUGGUUCUAUCAAGAGGUGGAUGAGCCGGAGCCGCAGCCCGUGGUGGAUGCCAAUAAGCCGGGACCGUCACGUACGGGCAUGGCAUCGAGUAGCUCAAAGACGCCACAGGGUGGCGCCUCGCCCAGCGGAUUGCCUCCGCCCAAGCAGAAGAAACUAUUUCUAACUGAUGGCUGGACCUGCGCCUUUACUGGAGUCUGUAUUUAUAUCUUUCGCGUGAAUACGUCUAAGCAGCUGCCAGAGGAGGGAUUUCAAAAGGAUUUAUACUGUGGCGUCAUCGAUGCCAAGAAUAUUGGCCUGGUCACCUCCAUCGAGCGCAUUGUGGAGUUUGUGUUUAUGCAGGCUUUGGCCUUCCCCAGCCUUGAGGGCGAUGAGGAGGAUGUGAGCUGCGGACUUAUCAAGGGCCAGCUGUUGCCGGGUUUGCGAUCCUUCUGCAGCGCGUUGCGUGUCUGCGAGCAGGUCUGUGAUCAUUAUAACGUAUUUGCCGACGGUUGCGACAUGUUCGAUGGCUGCGUUGUGGUCGAUGAGGUGAAGGACAUGGCCAAGAAUCAGGAGUUUUGCGCACAGCUGGAGGAGCGUGUGAACAACUGGUCAAAGGGCAUACUCAAGAUUCUGGGCGAGAGCGAGCAGCUGCGCAAGGAAAACGAUCACAGUGGACCCCAGGACGAACUGGAGUACUGGAAGAAGCGAGGCGCUCAAUUCUCCCAGCUGCUGGCUCACCUGCAGGACAAGGAAGUGCAGUUCACACUCCACUGUCUCUUCCUAGCCGGCUCGAGGAUUAUGCGCCAGUGGAAGGAAACCGAUCGCAAAAUAACCUUCUGCUACAACGAGGCGCGUGACAAUUCCAAGUUCAUCCAGGCCAUGGAAACGUGUUGCCAUUCGCUAUAUCUGGACGAUCCGGUCAGCAUGAAGGAGUCCAUAUUGAGUCUCUUGCAGACGGUGCGAUUGAUCUACAGUGUCUCCCAAUUUUACAACACCUCCGAACGGACUUCGGCUCUGAUGGUUAAGAUAACAAAUCAAAUGAUUGAGACAUGCAAGUCUUACAUCACUUGUCGCUGCAAGGAAACAAUUUGGUCUCAAGAUCGAACUCUUAUACGCACCAAAUUGAGCAACUGCAUCAAACUGAAUCAUAUUUACCAUGAGACCUAUUAUACAGUCAGAGAGCAGCCAUUUUUGCCGCAUCAAACUCCAUUUGGAUUCUCCGAAAACUUUGUAUUUGGCAAAUUCGACACGUUCUGCGAGCGUCUGUCGAAAAUUAUAAAUAUGUUUAAUCUAAUUGACGAUUAUAAUCAUUUGUUUGAGCGCCGUUUGGAGGGUCUGCUGCUAGGCGAGGCCUUGGAGGAUGCCUCCAAUCACUUCGAGGAGGCCAAAAAGGAAAUCACAUCCAAGAAGUACGAUUACCUGGACCACCGCAAUGCAGAUUUCAAUGACGACUUCGAUCGAUUCAUGAGCAAAACGGAUUCGCUCAAGGAUACGAUUGCCACACUGAUCGAGCGAGACUUUGACACGGUGUGGGAGACGCCUCAGUGCAUUCGCUUUCUGGUGCGCUUCGAGAAGGUCAGCGAGAAGAUACCGCUGACCCGCAUGGACGAGAAAUACACUCGCAUACUGCGCUAUGUUGAGAAAGAGGUGGACCGCAUACUGAAGACCUUUCGCCGGCAGCGCGAUGAUCCGCCUCUGGCUCGCAAUUUUCCGCCCAUAGCUGGGCGAAUCCACUGGUGUCGCGCCUUGCGCUUGCAUCUAUCGGAGCUGAUGGAUGCCGUCAUGGAUCAUGGAGUGCUCAGUACGCUGCCCCUGGCCAGAGAUCUAGAUGUGCGCUUCAACAAUGUGAUGGGCGUCUUGCAGGAGUAUGAGGAUGAAAUAGUCUCCAUUUGGCUGGAUCAGGACAUAAGUGUGGCCGAUGCCUGCCUGCUGCAGCCGCUGCUCUGUCUGCAGGGCGAUCGACUGUUUGUCAACUUGCAUCCCACAAUUCCUCUGCUGAUUCGCGAGGCCAAGAUGCUGGCCAAGCUGAAAAUCGAGCUGCCCAUUGUGGCUGCCACGCUGAUGAGUCGCCAUCAGUAUUUCAUCACCAUACAGGACUCGCUGAAUAGCCUUAUCAAAAUGUUUUUGUCCACGGUCAAGGCUGUCAAGCUGGAGGUGCGUCCCUUGUUCCUGCCCCAGCUGGUGCGUCUGACGGCCAUGCUGAAGCCGGGUCUGCACACCAUCAAUUGGACCAACCAGAACUGGACUCAAUUCUAUGACCGCUGCAAGCAGGCCAUUGAGACCUUCGAAGUGUUGGUGGCGCGCGUGCACGACAUCUACUCGAAUCGCAUACUCAACGUGCUCAUGUGGAUGCAGGAGGUGUCGCUGCAGAUAUUGCCAGCAGACGAUGAAAUCUGGACAGUUGAUGAAUUUCUGGAGCGCAGCGAGGAGGCAUGCAGAAAAGCUGCCAUCGAGCUCAAUCGGAAAAGUCAGAUGGUCUCGGAGGCAGUGGAGGAAGUUCUCAGUUUGGUGGACAAGGCAACGGAGACGUUUAAGGAGAUUGCUGGCGAUGAUGUGGUUACCUUGUUCGACGCCACGCCCAAGGGCGACCAGUCCGCAUCGGGUGGACGCAAGGCAGAGGAAGGCGGUGCAGCUGGAGCUUCAACGGCGAAUGCAUCGGGUGGAGCUACAUCGGGUGGAGGGGCUGGCGGUCAACAGCAGGACUGGAGCAUUUUGUGGUCCUGUUUUGAGAAUCCACUGACGCUGCUCUCCACCACAGACAGUCUGCCCAAGGGCAUGCAGGACAUGGUCUGCAAUGCUGUCGUCGAGAUGCGCCGCUAUUACAGCCGCAAGGUCAUCGAUGUGCUGAUCAAGGUGAUUCGCGCGGCCCUGGACACACUGCGGCGUCGGUUCAUCGCCGAUGAGAAUGAGACGGCAUUGAAGAAGCCGAUAUUUGCAUUGCACGCGCAGCUGCAGAUACCCAAUGUGGUGAUCAAACCGAGUCUGGACGAGCUGCAGGACAUUUUGGUGACGGCUGGCAAGAAUAUCACGGGCAUUGCGAAGGGUGUGGCGCAGUGGACCAGCGGCAAGGAUCCGCCGGUUCGUACCACACCGUUAAAUAGCUUCGCAAUGUUCUCAAAAAUCUUGUCUUACCAACCGCAGCAAGUUUCGAUGACGGUGCAGCCGCGCGUCGGACGCAAUCACACGGAUGCCGCUGGUGGCUCCAAGAAUCGACGCCGCAAGAUCUACUGCCUGGCCUCCGAGGAGCGACCCCAGAUGCCGUACAUGCUCAAGAGCUUCUACUCGGCUAUCAUGGACAACAAAGAGGUGGCUAAGGCGCUCAAUCAGCUCUCCAGCUGCACCAAGAACAUCAAACCCGAGAUUCAAACCUACAUCAAACGCUGGAAGCCGUAUCACUUCCUAUGGAAGAACGAUCGCACCACACGCCAGCUGAUGGAGUUUGGACUGCAACAGUUCGAGUCCACAUUGCGCUGCCUGGCGGAGCUGGAUGCGAACCUUCUAAUUGAGCCGGACAUGGAGGUCUUCGGGCAGUGCGUAGCGGUCUAUAAUGAGAGGCUCAAGUAUGGUUUGGCCAUUGAGAUCAAGUCCUGCAACCAUAAAAUUGGGCAAGCCAUGAAGAAGAAAUAUAAGAAGGAAAUGGACUAUGUGUAUGCAGUGAUCAAUGAGAUGGAUCGUAAACUGGACCGGCCCAUACGUGACCUGGACGAUGUGCGCAUGAUAAUGGAGACACUGAGUAAGAUACGCGAACAGGAGGUGGACAUGGAGCUGCGCAUAGAUCCCAUUGAGGAAGCCUUCAAUGUGCUCACCCGCUAUGAGGUGCAGGUAGAACGGGAACAAUUCGAUUUGGUGGACAAUUUGCGGACAACAUUUCAGAAUUUACUCUCUGCGGCGCUGCAGGCGCAGGUGAAACUCUUGGAAAUGCAGCCGGCGUUCCAGGGUGACUUGCGCAGCAAUCUAGACAACUUUAAGCAGGAUAAGAUUGCCUAUGUGACGGAAUAUCGCACAGCGGGACCCAUGCAGGCGGGUCUAACGCCGCGCGAGGCUUCCGACCGUCUGAUACUGUUCCAGAAUCGUUUCGAGGGCAUGUGGCGCCGCCUGCAGACGUACCAAAGCGGCGAGGAACUCUUCGGUCUGCCACAAACCGAUUAUCCAGAGCUGGGCCAGAUACGCAAGGAGCUCAAUUUGCUGCAGAAACUCUACAAGCUAUACAAUGAUGUGAUUGAUAGGGUUAGCAGCUACUACGACAUACCGUGGAACGAGGUCGACAUUGAAGAGAUUAACAAUGAGCUAAUGGAGUUCCAGAACCGUUGUCGCAAGCUACCCAAGGGCUUAAAGGAAUGGCCCGCCUUCCAUGCUCUGAAGAAGACCAUCGACGAUUUCAAUGACAUGUGUCCACUAUUGGAGUUGAUGGCGAAUAAAGCCAUGAAGCCACGCCAUUGGCAACGGAUCAUGGAUGUUACUCGCUACAUCUUCGAGUUCGACUCGGAGGGUUUCUCGCUUAAGAACAUACUGGAGGCGCCGCUGCUCAAGCACAAGGAGGACAUCGAGGAUAUUUGCAUCAGCGCCAUGAAGGAGAAGGACAUUGAGGCCAAGCUCAAGCAGGUGACCAACGAGUGGUCUGUGCACGAGCUCCAAUUCAUGAGCUUCAACAAUCGCGGCGAGCUGCUGCUGCGCGGUGACACAACAGCCGAGACCAUUGGCCAGCUGGAGGAUAGUCUAAUGGUGCUCGGCUCAUUGCUAUCGAAUCGCUAUAAUGCGCCCUUUCGCAAACAAAUCCAGCAAUGGGUCUACGAUCUGUCCAAUUCCAAUGAAAUACUGGAACGCUGGCUGCUUGUACAGAACAUGUGGGUCUACCUCGAGGCGGUCUUCGUGGGCGGCGACAUAGCCAAGCAGCUGCCCAAGGAGGCGAAGCGCUUCUCCAAAAUCGACAAGUCCUGGCAGAAGAUAAUGCAGCGCGCUCACGAGACUCCAGGCGUGGUGGCCUGCUGCGUGGGCGAUGAUCUGCUCAAGCAGCUGUUGCCACAUCUUCAGGAGCAGCUAGAAAUAUGUCAGAAAUCCCUGAGCGGUUAUUUAGAACGCAAGCGGAUUAUGUUUCCGCGUUUCUUCUUCGUCUCGGACCCAGCUCUGCUCGAGAUACUUGGCCAGGGCUCCGAUUCGCAUACCAUUCAGAAUCACUUGCUAAACAUCUUCGAUAACACCAAAUGCGUCAAGUUCCAUGACGUAGAGUACAACAAGAUGAUGGCGAUCAUUAGUAGCGAGGGCGAGAUGAUACAGCUGGAUCGAGCCAUACGAGCCGAGGGCUCGGUCGAGACAUGGCUAACUCAAUUGCUGGUCACAGCACAGCAGUCACUGCAUUCCAUCAUACGCACAGCCUAUGCGACAAUAAACGACCCGAAUUUCACGUUGUUGAGCUUCUUAGAGAAGGUGCCGGCACAGAUUGGUUUAUUGGGCAUACAAAUGAUUUGGACGCGCGAUGCAGAAAUGGCUCUGAUGCAGGCCAGGCAUGAGAGGAAGGUCAUGUCCGAGACGAACAACAAAUUCCUUGAGAUGCUCAACACGCUCAUCGAUCAGACGACUCGCAAUCUGUCCAAGCGCGAGAGAACCAAUUUCGAAACCUUGAUUACCAUCCAUGUGCAUCAGCGGGAUAUUUUUGAUAUACUGUGUCGCAUGAACAUCAAAUCCUCAAAUGACUUCGAGUGGCUAAAGCAAUGCCGCUUUUACUUUAAAGAGGACUUGGACAAGACCUGGAUAUCUGUCACAGAUGUCACAUUCACCUACCAGAACGAAUACCUGGGUUGCACAGAUCGGCUAGUGAUAACGCCCCUGACAGAUCGUUGCUACAUUACCUUAGCCCAGGCGCUGACACUCAGCAUGGGCGGAGCGCCGUGUGGUCCGGCGGGCACGGGCAAAACGGAAACUGUGAAGGAUAUGGGCAAGACGCUGGCCAAGUAUGUUGUCGUUUUUAAUUGUUCCGAUCAAAUGGAUUACAGGGGCCUGGGUCGUAUCUACAAAGGUCUGGCACAGUCCGGCAGCUGGGGCUGUUUCGACGAAUUCAAUCGCAUCGAGCUGCCCGUGCUGUCCGUGGCGGCCCAACAGGUGGCCGUUGUCCUUACCGCCAAGAAGGAGAAAAAGAAGACUUUCCUCUUCACAGACGGCGACACCAUCGAAAUGAAUCCCGAGUUCGGCAUCUUCAUAACCAUGAAUCCUGGAUAUGCUGGUCGCAAGGAGCUGCCGGAGAACUUGAAAAUUCAAUUUCGCACGGUGGCCAUGAUGGUGCCUGAUAGACAGAUAAUCAUAAGAGUGAAAUUGGCUAGUUGUGGAUUUUUGGAGAACAUCACCCUGGCCCGCAAAUUCUAUACUCUAUACAAGCUGUGCGAGGAGCAGCUGACCAAACAAGUUCACUAUGAUUUCGGGCUGAGAAAUAUAUUGUCCGUGUUGCGCACAUUGGGCGCAGCCAAGCGCCGGAACUCUAAGGAUAGCGAGAGUACGAUUGUGAUGCGGGUCCUGCGCGACAUGAAUCUCUCCAAGCUGAUUGACGACGAUGAGCCGCUCUUCAUAUCGCUGGUGUCGGACUUGUUUCCCAAUCAGACUCUCGAAAAGACCAACUACCCUGAAUUGGAAGCAGCCAUACUACAGCAAACGGAAGAGGCUAGUCUGGUCUACCAUCCUCCAUGGGUUCUAAAGCUAAUACAGCUUUACGAGACGCAGAAUGUGCGACACGGCAUCAUGACCCUAGGUCCGAGCGGGGCUGGCAAAAGUACCUGCAUCCAUACGCUAAUGAAAGCCAUGACGCAGAUGGGCGAUUAUCAUCGAGAGAUGCGCAUGAAUCCGAAGGCUAUAACAGCGGCUCAGAUGUUCGGACGUCUCGAUGUGGCAACGAAUGACUGGACCGAUGGCAUCUUCUCGGCGCUGUGGCGCAAAACUCUCAAGCUGAAGGCUGGGGAGCACGUCUGGCUGGUGUUGGAUGGUCCCGUGGACAGUAUUUGGAUAGAAAAUUUGAACUCUGUGCUGGACGACAACAAGACCCUGACACUGGCCAAUGGCGAUCGACUGACCAUGGCGCCCACGGUUAAGAUCAUUUUUGAGCCACACAACAUUGAUAAUGCAUCGCCGGCCACGGUUUCCCGCAACGGCAUGGUUUACAUGAGCUCCUCCGGCUUAGACUCGCGGCCUAUUGUGCAGGCCUGGCUGAAAAAUCGGGCUCCUGGCGAGAAGGCGAUUUUCUCUCAGCUCUUCGAUCAGAACUUUGUCGAGGUCUACAACUGGGGUGCACAGAAUGUGAAGCUACAAAUGCCUGUGCUGCAGUGCAAUAUAGUGCAGCAGAUGCUGUUUAUAUUGGAGGGACUGAUCCCAACCAAAAAAGAGGAUGAGCAGGCUGUGAGCUUGUCCAGCAAGGAGAGUCAAGAUGAAAUUCCAGAGGAGAACGCCGUGGAGGAGAAGGAGGACACUUGUACGCCGGAGCAUUUGCACCGCUUGUAUGUAUUCGCGCUGGCCUGGGGCCUGGGGGGUUAUCUCUCGACUACAGAUCGCGUUAAAAUGAAUCUGUUCGUUAAGGAAACGUUUCCGCAGUUGGACUACCCGAAGGGUAGCGCCCAUGAGAAUACAAUAUUUGACUUUUUCGUUUCUCCAACGGGCGUGUGGCAGUCGUGGAAGACGCUGGUCACACCCUACAUGUAUCCGGAGCUUUCCACACCGGACUAUUUAAGUAUUCUGGUGCCCAUUGUGGAUAAUGUGCGUAUCGACUAUCUGAUCGGCACCAUUGCCAAUCAGGAGCGCGCCGUGAUGGUCAUCGGCGAACAGGGCACUGGCAAAACCGUCAUCAUGAAGAACUUCAUGAAGAAAAUGAACAUUGAGACCUAUAUGGGAAGGUCAUUCAAUUUCUCAUCGGCCACCAGUCCGUAUCAAUUUCAGCGCACAAUCGAAAGCUACGUGGAGAAGCGAGUUGGUGUUACGUUCGGGCCACCCGGUGGUCGUAAGUUGAUCGUCUUCAUUGACGACAUUAAUUUGCCCGAGAUCAAUGAGUGGGGCGAUCAGAUAACCAACGAGAUUGUGCGACAGUCGAUGGACAUGAAGGGCUUCUAUAGCCUGGAGAAGCCGGGCGAUUUCACCACCAUUGUGGAUGUACAAUAUGUGGCGGCCAUGGGUCUGCCCGGCGGUGGACGCAAUGACAUCCCAUCCCGUUUGAAGCGACAAUUUUGUGUAUUUAAUUGCAAUAUACCCGACAACGAUUCCAUUGAUAAGAUCUUCCGCGUUAUCGGUGAGGGUCACUACAACGCCAAGCGCGGUUUUGUGCCCGAGGUUCGCAAUCUGGUCAAGAAAUUGAUAGUGGUGACACGGCAUCUAUGGCAGCGCACACGAGAAAAGCUAUUGCCUACGCCAGCGAAAUUCCACUACGUCUUUAGUUUGCGCGAUCUGUCGCGCAUCUGGCAGGGCAUGGUUGGCACCUUAUCCACAGUGAUCACCGCGGAGAGCGUGCUCAUGUCAUUGUGGAAGCAUGAGUGUACGCGUGUAUUUGCCGAUCGUUUUACCACAUUCCAGGACAAGGAGUGGUUCGGCUCAGAGUUGGCAGCGCUAGUGCGCGAGGAGCUGGGUGAGUCCCAUUCCCAAAUGAUAAUACCGAAUCCGGUAUUUGUGGAUUUCAUGCGGGAUGCCCCCGAGCCGACUGGCGAGGAGGGCGAGGACACUGAUAUGGAAUUACCCAAGGUCUAUGAACCGGUGAACUCUCAUAACUCGUAUGAAGCGCUACGCGAGCGUCUCGUUAUGUUUCUCGCCCAAUUCAAUGAGAUGGUGCGAGGCUCCGGAAUGGAUUUGGUUUUCUUCCCAGAUGCAAUGCUGCAUUUGGUGAAGAUCUCCCGCAUCAUUCGGCAUCCGAGAGGCAACGUUAUGCUAGUCGGGGUCGGAGGUUCUGGAAAACAGUCGCUGACGAAAUUGGCAUCCUUCAUUGCCGGCUACAAGACAUUCCAAAUUGCGUUGACGCGUUCGUACAAUGUGGCCAACUUUUUAGAGGACCUAAAGCUGCUCUAUCGCACCUGCGGCGUUCAGGGCAAGGGCACAACCUUUCUCUUCACCGAUAUGGAUAUUAAAGAGGAAGGUUUCCUUGAGUAUCUCAAUAACAUACUCUCGAGCGGCGUCAUAUCCAAUCUCUUCUCGCGCGAUGAGCAGGCCGAAAUCGUGCAGGAAUUGACGCCGGUCAUGAAACGCGAGAAUCAACGCAAAACAGCGACCCCGGAGAGUGUGAUGGAUUUCUUUUUGGCGCGCACCUGCACAAAUUUGCACGUAGCUUUUUGUUUCUCACCUGUGGGAGAGACAUUUAGAUCGCGGGUGCAGCGCUUUCCCGCCUUGGUCUCCGGCUGCACCAUCGAUUGGCUGCAUCCGUGGCCCAAGGACGCAUUGGUCUCGGUUGCCAGACACUUUCUCAGCCACUUCGAGAUUGAGUGUACACCGGCCGUUAAGGAAGAGCUGGUUAAUGCGCUCGGCUCCAUUCAGGACAUUGUUGCGGAAACAUCGCACGAAUAUUUCCAGCGUUUCCGUCGCGCCACUCACGUGACACCCAAGUCUUAUCUGAACUUCAUUGCCGGCUAUAAAAACAUUUACCAGCUCAAGCAGCAAGAGCUGCGCGAUGGUGUGGAGAAGAUGGAUACGGGUUUGGAGAAACUGAAAGAGGCCUCCGCCUCGGUUGAGAUUCUAAAAAAAGAUCUGGUCGUCAUGGAGGAAGAGCUAGUCGAAGCCUCCAAGAACGCCGAAUCUGUGUUAGUCGAGGUCACUGAGCGUGCCAUGCAAGCGGAGAUAGUCAAGAAUCAGGUGCUCAUCGUCAAGGACAAGGCGGAGGCUCUCGUUGCCUGCAUUGCCAACGAGAAGGCCUUGGCCGAGGAGAAGCUUGAGGCAGCGAAGCCUGCCUUAGAGGAGGCUGAGAAUGCGCUGAAUACCAUCAAGCCAGCUCACAUAGCCACCGUGCGUAAGUUAGGUCGUCCGCCGCAUCUUAUAAUGCGCAUCAUGGACUGCGUGCUCAUCCUGUUUAAACGCAAGCUGCACCCCUGUAUACCCGACUCGGGCACACCGUGUCCAAAACCCUCCUGGCAGGAGUCCCUAAAGAUGAUGGCCAGUGCCACGUUUCUGCUGCAACUGCAAAACUACCCCAAGGAUACCAUUAACGAUGAGAUGAUAGAUCUGCUACAGCCCUACUUCCGCAUGGAGGACUAUAACAUGGACAUGGCUCGACGUGUGUGUGGAGACGUUGCGGGUCUGCUGUCCUGGACCAAGGCAAUGGGCUUCUUCCACAGCGUCAACAAGGAAGUGCUGCCCCUGAAGGCGAAUCUCACGCUGCAGGAGGCGCGCCUUAAGCUUGCCAUGGACGAUCUGGCUGGAGCCGAGGAGCAGCUGCGGGAGCGCGAGGAGGCGCUACAGGCGGUCAAGGAUCAGUACGACAAGGCCGUAGGCGAGAAGCAACGCCUCAUGGAUGCAGCCAAUGUCUGUCUGCGCAAGAUGACGGCAGCUACGGCGCUCAUCAAUGGCCUGUCGGAUGAGAAGCAUCGCUGGACCAACCAGAGCAAAGAAUUCAAAAUACAGCUAGGCAAGCUGGUGGGCGACGUGCUCCUAGCCACCGGAUUUCUAUCUUAUUGCGGGCCAUACAACCAGGAAUUCCGAGCUAAUCUGAUCAGGACGUGGAUGGGCAUACUCAAGCAGAAAAGCAUUCCGUUUACCACAGGCCUCAACAUCAUCAAUAUGCUGGUGGACUCCUCGACGGUAUCCGAGUGGACGCUCCAGGGUCUGCCCAAUGAUGAUUUAUCCGUGCAGAAUGCGCUCAUUGCGACCAAGUCGAGUAGCUAUCCGCUGUUGGUGGAUCCUCAGACACAGGGCAAGAUCUGGAUCAAGUGCAAGGAGGAUCGCAAUGAGCUUCAGAUAACCUCGCUGAAUCACAAAUACUUUCGCACACAUCUGGAGGACUCGCUAUCCCUGGGCAGACCGUUGCUUAUAGAGGAUGUGGGCAUCGAUCUGGAUCCGGUCAUCGACAAUGUGCUAGAGAAGAACUUCAUCAAGUCUGGCAGCAUUGAAAAGGUGUUGGUGGGCGAUAAGGAGUGCGAUGUGAUGCCUGGCUUCAUGCUCUAUAUAACCACCAAGCUGCCCAAUCCGGCAUUCAGUCCAGAGGUCAGCGCCAAGACGUCAAUCAUCGAUUUCACCGUAACCAUGCGUGGCCUGGAAGAUCAGCUGCUGGGGCGCGUCAUCCUAAUGGAGAAAUCCGACUUGGAAGCCGAGCGCGUGGCUCUCUUUGAGACGGUCAUGCAAAAUCAGCGCAACAUGAAGGAGCUCGAAGCGAACCUCUUACUGCGCCUGAGCUCCUCGCAAGGCUCCCUAGUGGACGAUGAGGCGCUCAUCGAGGUGCUGCGUGUGACCAAAACCACGGCAGAGGAGGUCAACCAGAAGCUAAAGAUCUCCGAGGUAACCGAACGCAAGAUAAUGAAGGCACGCGAGGAGUUCCGAGCGGUGGCCAAGCGGGGCUCCAUUCUGUACUUUCUCAUUGUCGAGAUGAGCAAUGUGAAUGCCAUGUACCAGAACUCCCUCAAGCAGUUCCUCGUCAUUUUCAACAACUCCAUCACCAAGUCAACCAAGUCAAGCGUCACCGAGGAGCGCAUUAACAUUAUCCUGCGCUACCUCACCUACGAGGUCUACAAGUUCACCAAUCGCAGUCUGUACGAGCGGCACAAGCAGCUCUUCACCCUGAUGCUGGCCAUCAAGAUUGACUACCACAAUGGGAAUAUCAGCCAUGAAGAGUUCUUAACUUUCAUUAAAGGCGGUGCUUCGCUUGAUUUGAACGCUGUGACGCCCAAGCCGUUCCGCUGGAUAUUGGACAUUACCUGGCUGAAUCUUGUGGAGAUUAGCAAGCUGGAGACCUUCUCGACAGUGCUGCAGAUCAUCGAGCUGAACGAGCGCGACUGGCGCAGUUGGUAUGAGUGUGAAAAGCCGGAGAACGAGGAAAUACCCUGCGGCUAUAACUCCGUACUGGAUAGCUUCCGCAAGCUGUUGCUAAUACGGUCCUGGUGCCCGGAUCGCACAAUAUCCCAGGCUAAGAAGUAUAUAGAGGAGUCUUUGGGGCCUGAGUACAGUGAGAUGCAAAUCUUGGAUUUGGAGGCAACCUGGGCUGAAUCCGAGCCACGUACGCCCUUCGUCUGCCUGCUGUCCAUUGGCUCAGAUCCGACGACCCAAAUCGGUGCAUUGGCCAAGCAGAAGGGCAUUACUCUCAAGUGCGUUUCCAUGGGUCAGGGCCAGGAGUAUCAUGCACGCAAAAUGAUCAUGGAGUCAAUGGCCCAUGGCGGCUGGGUCUUGCUGCAAAAUGUGCAUCUAUCGCUGCCGUUCUGCUCGGAGGUCAUCGAUAUGCUGGUGGAGACGGAGCACAUUGAUGACACCUUCCGCAUGUGGGUCACGACAGAGCCGCACUCCGAAUUUCCCAUUGGCCUGCUCCAGAUGGCGCUCAAGUUUACCAAUGAGCCCCCACAGGGCAUUCGAGCCAGUCUGAAGCGCAGCUAUCAGUCGUUUACCCAGGACUUUUUGGACUACACCUCAGCCACCCAGUGGCCCUCUCUGCUGUAUACCGUUGCCUUUCUGCACACCAUUGUCCAGGAGCGGCGCAAAUUCGGCCCGCUCGGCUGGAAUAUACCUUAUGAAUUCAAUCAGGCGGACUUUGCAGCCAGCGUGCAGUUCAUACAGAACCAUUUGGACGAAAUGGAUCCCAAGAAGGGCGUCUCGUGGCAAACGCUGGUCUACAUGAUUGGCGAGGUGCAGUAUGGUGGCCGAGUCACAGAUGACUUCGACAAACGCCUGCUGACCACGUUCACCUCGGUGUGGUUCUGCGAGCAACUGCUGUCCAACACCUUUGAGUUCUACAAGGGCUACAAGGUGCCCAAUACGAAGAGCCUGCAGGGYUUCAUCGAUUACAUCAAUAGUCUGCCCGCCUACGACACGCCCGAGGUGUUUGGAUUACAUUCAAAUGCUGACAUCACGUACCAGAUUAACUCGGCCAAAGGCAUACUUGACACCAUCCUGAGUGUCCAGCCCAAGGAGGGCGGCGGGGGAGGCGGCGAGACUCGUGAGAGUAUCGUCUAUCAACUGGCCGAGGAUAUGCUGCGCAAGCUACCCGCCCAGUACAAUGCGUACGAGGUGCGUGAGAAUCUGACACGCAUGGGCAUCCUGCUGCCAAUGAACAUCUUUCUCAGGCAGGAAAUCGAUCGCAUGCAACGCGUCAUCAAGCGCGUCCACACGUGCCUCUGCGAUCUGAAGCUGGCCAUUGAUGGUACCAUUGUGAUGAGUCCGGCACUGAAGGAGUCGCUGGACGCCAUGUACGACGCCCGCAUCCCGGAGACCUGGAUGAAGAUAUCCUGGGAGUCUACAACGCUCGGCUUUUGGUACACUGAGCUGCUGGAGCGCAAUGCCCAAUUUCGUACCUGGAUUUCGACGGAUCGUCCAAGGGUGUUCUGGAUGACGGGCUUCUUUAAUCCACAAGGCUUCCUGACCGCGAUGCGGCAAGAGGUAACACGAGCGCACAAAGGUUGGGCCCUCGACUCUGUUGUGCUGCAGAAUCAAAUAACGCGCUACAACAAGGAGGACAUUACCGAGUAUCCCACAGAGGGUGUAUACGUGCACGGACUGUUUCUAGAAGGCGCUUCGCUGGAUCGCCGCAGCGGCAAGCUGAUUGAGUCCAAAAUGAAGGUGCUCUAUGAACAAAUGCCGGUUAUCUACAUAUACGCCAUCAACACGACUGCCGGCAAGGAUCCCAAGCUGUACGAGUGUCCGAUCUACAGGAAACCACAGCGCACCGACCUCAAGUACGUGGGCUCCAUUGAUUUUGAGACGGACUUCAAUCCAAAGCACUGGACACUGCGCGGCGUGGCGCUGCUCUGUGACAUUAAAUAAAUACGGAGAGGGAAC